Molecule: messenger RNA, 459 nt
Organism: Gregarina niphandrodes
Lineage: Eukaryota; Apicomplexa; Conoidasida; Eugregarinorida; Gregarinidae
Product: putative reverse transcriptase family protein
Exons: 1
Coding region: 1-459 (152 amino acids)
Source: RefSeq, a predicted model, not a curated record
AUGCUCGCCCACGGUGUGAUCCGGUCGUCAACUUCAGCAUGGGCCGCCCCUAUAGUACUUGUCAAAAAGAAGGACGAUUCUACAAGGUUCUGCGUCGAUUACCGCGAGCUCAACAACAUCACUGUCAAAGACGUGUUUCCGCUGUCCCGAAUUGACGACAUGUUAGCCGCACCACAUGGCACAAGGUAUUUCUCGAGCUUGGACGUUGCGUCGGGCUACUGGCAAGUCGGGGUGGACGCAGCCUCAGUGGAAAAGACAGCCUUCAUCUGUACGGAGGGGCUGUUCGAAUUCAAGGUAAUGCCUUUUGGGCUCUGUAAUGCGCCGGCCACUUUCCAACGAAUGAUGCAGAAGGUGCUGGGAGGCCUAAUCUGGAACGCCUGCCUAGCAAAUCAUUCGAGGAACACAACGACCACCUCACACAAGUCUUGGAGCGCCUCAGAGAGCAUGGACUUCUCCUGA